Leishmania braziliensis MHOM/BR/75/M2904 is the source of this 1671-nucleotide messenger RNA. RefSeq lists its product as hypothetical. Lineage: Eukaryota; Euglenozoa; Kinetoplastea; Trypanosomatida; Trypanosomatidae. The transcript has a single exon. The record is from RefSeq and is a predicted model, not a curated record. The coding region runs from base 1 to 1671 and encodes 556 amino acids.
AUGCUCUCCAACAACGACCCGCGCUUUUAUAUCCCCCCUGCGGGGCUGUUUCGAACGGAUUCAUCUACCAUGACGAACGCUAGCGCUUUCUCCCACAUGCAUCUUGUCAGCAACCCGGACUGGAUGUCUUCGUUAUCUGCAAACCAGCAGGUGGCCGCGGCACGCCCCGCUCGUGUGUCACCAGCACCGGUGGCCGUCAGACCUUCUGCCCCUCAGCCUCUCGCUGUACCAGUUGCCAUUGGUACACCUGCGGCAGCAGCAAAAAAGAGCUUCCUCGACAUCUUCUACCGUAGCUCUUCGACAGCGGCGCCGUCGAAGGAAAUGUCACAGCAAGCGAGCAGUGCGGCCUUCACGCUGAUGUCUGUGCCGCCCAAGGCAUUGGAUGUCUUCGACACCCCACCGCUGCGCGCCCUUCCUGUGGAUGCGCAGCUGCCUAUGGAGUACCUUUCCAAGUUGGAUAAGGUGGAUGCUACCAUCUCCGCAGCUCCACGCCACGUGCCGCCACGUCCUAUGGCACUCGGCAGCGACACAUGGAACGCACUGAGUAGUGUACCUCUUCCGCCGAAGACAAAGACGAGAUGUGGACCGCUGCUGGCCCCACCGAUCUCCAUCGACGGCGUCUCAAGCGGGGACCCCACUCCGCGCUGGAAAAAUCUCUUUUUCUCUUCUCGCUUCCGCGGGACUGCGCCGACGCUGGAGGCGUUCCAAAACGCACCACCUGAGCCCAUUCGGUCGACCUCACCGGGCAGCCCUCAGCACUGGAUUACUACCACUUCUACAACGACGGUGGCCACAGCACCUAUCCCGGUGCCACCCAAGCCGGUCACGGGAAGCCCACUGCGCGACGCUACCGUAAGAAGCCUUGAAGCCGGGGAAACCGCAGCGAUGCAGGUCAUGCACCACGAGCCGAGGACAGUGGCGCAUCCGCUGGUGCCGGUUGGGGAGGACACCCCUGCAGUUGUUAAGUCGGUGUUGAAGCCGGUGCAGCAGACACCCGUGAUAUCGACCAUGUUUGUCAACCCAGCUCCGAACCCAGUGAGUGCCACGUCUCCAGCCAAGGAGCCGGCUCCUCUUAGCCUUACUCGCAACGAGCCGGAGCAAGUGUGGCUCCCCGAGCACGUGGAGGAGUCCGUGUCGCCCUUGCCUAAGGAGUUCACUAAGUCUAUCGCGGGGCCGACUAUGGAACAGGCACAGAGGGACGAGGCGCGCACAUUGGCCAACGUGCGCAACUUCAUCAGCACGCUGUUCAGCGGUGGCAGAGAUGGUGAGACAGACUCGUCCACAACGGAGAAUCAGAAGGCGGACGGGUUCAGUGCGCUGGAGUUUGUGAUGAAUCGCCGCGGCACACAGGCCAAGGCGUCUCAGCCGGCGGACUAUAGUUCUUUCUUUAGCACCUCUUUCUUCGAUGACGACUGCGACGAAGACAGCGAAGAAGGCCUUGAGAAGUUGCGCCGUGUCAUCUCCAUUGUGAUGCAGUCGGCAAAGAACCACGAUGGCAAUAGUGUCUCGGAGCCGAUUAGUCAAAGCUGUUGUCGUGGCGAAGGUGGUGACGGUACCGGGGUGGUGACACUGACACCGUUCCCCAGCAAGUACACAGAGUUCUCUGCGUCGUACCAGACCACGAACAACAACGCAAACGAUAACGAAUGGAGGCAGUUUGCGCAGCUCUGA